CAUUCGUCGGCGCAUUGUCAAACCUUUCUCUUCGUUUCGCUGGAGCCUGGACUACUACGACUCUACACUCUGCUGUGAGACCGAGACGCACUGGAAGCCAAUUCGUGCAACAAAAGAAAAGAAGCAACAAUAAGAACGUAUAAUUUUUUUGAAUGUAAAAAAUCGGAUGUGCGCGUGUAUGUGUCAGUGCCGUGCCAGAGAGUGUGUUCCAUUCAUUCAUUGAAAACGUCAGCGCGAAGACAACAACAGCAACAGCAACAACUACAGCUACAACUACAACAAUAUAUAAUGCAAUCGCCAGCGUCGUCGUCGCAGUAAGCUUCAGCAGAGGCCUACCUAGCAUACAGUGGAGAGAAGAGCACAGCACAGCACAGAAAGAGCAGAGCAGCAGCAGCAGAAGCAGAAGCAGAAGCAGCAGCAUCAGCGGCGCAGCGCAGAGAUCACUUCAUAUGCGAAUCUCAACGAGCGCGCAUCAAAAUCAAAUUCAAACGGCAAAAGAGUAACGAACUAUUCCCCGCCAUAGAGGAGCAGCCGCAUACAGGGGGAGGAAGCUGUGAAAAGAAUUUUUUUUGUGUGCAUAAUAAAAAGCGAUACGAUCCAGAACGAACCAACGAACGAACGGACGGAACGGUGUUUAAAAGCAUUCUCAAAGCGUAAUUGAAAUCAAAUUAAAGGCCAAACCGUGCAAAAAGUAAGAGAAAAGGCCAGGCACAGGCGAUAAAAAAGAAAUUAUGCUCCAUUGUGCGAUUGUAUGACGAAAGAGAGAGAGAGAGGUCAAGUGCUUAGCUUAGCGCAAGAGGAGGAGCAGCAGCACUGCUCAUCUAAUAGCCAGAAGCUAGAGGAGGGAGGGGAAUCAAAGGGGGAAGUAAAUAGGCAACGAAUGAACUCAUAAAAGGGCCAGACCCCAGACCCCAGAGCACAGCUGUGGUGACCACAAGAGAGAGACACAAGAAGACUACCGUUAAUUCGAUCGUUGAAAGAGAGUCAUCGAGCGACAAAGCAACAUCAUCAGUAGCAGCAGCAGCAACAGCAGCAGCAUCAGCAUAAGCAUCAGCGCCCUCCCGCAGUAGCAGUAGCAGUAGCAGAUUCUGCGGUAAUCUUGCACCAGUUUAAGAGGCGUCUUGUGGCGUGUGGUUUGUGCAGCAUAGACAUCAUAGGAGGUGGAGACCUCGGACGAGGAAAACUUUCUUCAUUUCAACGCGAGUCAAAGUCGUGUCGUGUCGUGAUCCGCUGCCGCCGUCGCAUAGCUGGUAGUGAACUUGAGAGUGUCUCAAACAGCAGCCACUACAACAACAGUUGCUACUAUUUCAAUUGUUAACGAGCGAAAGCGCCGUAGUCACGCACACGUCGUUGGAUCAGCAGCAGCAUAGCCAGAGCCAGACAGCAGCAGCAGCAGGAAAGUGCAGUCGACAGUGAAAAUGUACCAGCCCCAGAGACAGACAAGGCCCCAGGCCCAGAGCCAGAGCCAGGCCCAAAGCCAGAGCCAGCUCUAUCCCCAGUUAAGGCUUAAGCGCCAGCUGUUUGGCGCACUGCUGGCCAUGUUAAUGUUGGCGGCAUCCACCACUAAUGGCGCCGUCACAGACUCCCCCAUUAAGAUCAUCAAGCUGCCUGCCCAGGCGCCUGUCAUACGAUACCGCAGUGCCGAUGCCUUGCCAGAUUCGCUGCUAAUCAACUACCGCCAGGAUGCCCAGCCGGAACUGUCGUCCACCCUGAUGCAGGCCCCAGGAGCAGCAGCGGCCGCCCUCGAGAGUCUGCUGCGCGAGGAGACCGAACAGCAGCAGCAGGCGCAGAUGGGCAGGCAGAACCGGGCCAGUAGCUCGUCCAACAGCUGUCCGAGAUCGUGUCCGCCCAGUCUGACGGUUGGAGCCGAACCGGUGUGCGGCAGCGAUGGCCUGAUCUACGCGAAUCUCUGCGAGCUGCGGAAGAAGACGUGCGCCCGCAAUGGUGUGUCGCUGGUGAAGGACGUGCGGGAUGGCUGUGAGCGGUCCAAGGGCUCCGAGUGCAAGCACCGCUGCAGCACGGAGAAGGAUCCUGUGUGUGGAACCGACGGGCGCACCUAUCUCAAUCGCUGCAUGCUGCGGGUGCAGUCUUGCCGUGUGGGCCUGGCCGCCGUGAAGCUCUCGCAUGUGGGUCCUUGCAGCAACACGAGCGCCAUCCGGGAAUCCUGUCCCGUGGACUGCAACAGCGCCCCCAAGGACGGACCCAUCUGUGCUUCCGACGGCAACGUGUACAACUCCACCUGCGAGAUGAAGCUUCAUACGUGCGGUCAGGGCGUGGUGAAGACUAGUCGCAAGCACUGCCAGUCGACGAGGAUGUGCCGCGAGUCCUGCUGGCGCGUGGCCAGGCCCACUUGCGGCUCCGACGGACGCCUCUAUGCCAGCCCCUGCAAGAUGCGCUCCUCCAACUGCGGGAAGCACGUGUUCGAGGUGCCCCUCUCGUUCUGCAUGCCCCAGGAGCGGCACGGCAGUGCUGCGGACGCCUGUCCCACCGAGUGUCCCAAGGCCGAGGCAGAUUCCCCCUCCCAGUAUGUGUGUGGCAGCGAUGGCAACAUCUACUCGUCCCUGUGCGAGCUCAAGAUGCUCAACUGCGGACCACAGCGCAAGUCCAUUCAGAAGAUGAGCAUGGACAAGUGCAAGAACCGGCUGAUUCGCUGCAAGCAGCUGCCGCCCUGCAAGGACUUCAACAAUCUGUUUGGCUCCAUCUUCAGCUCGAGGCGGAACGACAAGCUGUGCGGGACAGACGCCAAGACCUACAACAACGAAUGCGAGCUGGCCCAUGCCACCUGCCUACGCGGCGUUAACCUGGCCCACAUUGGUCCCUGCACGGAUCUGAACACGCCUAGCAAGGAUUGCGGGGACGCCUGCACCCGCGCGGACCUCGAACAGCAGCCGGUGUGCGGCUCCGAUGGCAACACCUUUGCCUCGAUGUGCGAGUUCAAGCGGCGCACCUGCAACCUCCGCGUGGUGGCCGUUUCCUUGAAGAACUGCGCCCUGACUGCCGACUGUGACUCGGACUGCGAUGCCCAGCCCCCGAAUUUCGUGUGCGGAUCGGACAACAAGUUCUACAAGUCAGAGUGUCACAUGCGGAAGGAGAACUGCGGCAAGCAUGUGUUUGUGGUACCCCUCAAGCGCUGCCUGGCUGCCUUUCAGUUCAAGGGAUGUGCCCGCAUUUGUCCCAGGGAAUUCGAGCCCGUCUGCGGCAGCGACAACAAGACAUAUCUGAACGACUGCUUCCUGGACAUUGAGAAUUGUCGCACCAAUAGCACGGUGGAUGUGCAUCACUAUGGCGCCUGUGGACGCCCCGAGGCGCCCUCCACUAACUUCCUCUAUUAAGGGGAGCAUCGUGGCGCCUUCUUUUCACUUGGCAUUUAAUAUUUGUAGGCUAUAGUCUUGUAUUGUAUUUUUUUUUAAAGCGAUAUUUAUUGAGUUUUGAAUUAAACCCCCGAACGAA
Drosophila miranda is the source of this 3450-nucleotide messenger RNA. RefSeq names its product agrin. The record is from RefSeq and is a predicted model, not a curated record. Gene Ontology annotation, biological process: multicellular organism development; cell differentiation. Lineage: Eukaryota; Metazoa; Arthropoda; Insecta; Diptera; Drosophilidae. Gene Ontology annotation, molecular function: protein binding. The coding region runs from base 1419 to 3332 and encodes 637 amino acids. The transcript is spliced from 4 exons.